Emiliania huxleyi CCMP1516 is the source of this 390-nucleotide messenger RNA. RefSeq lists its product as hypothetical. NCBI's taxonomy places the organism in Eukaryota, Haptophyta, Isochrysidales, Noelaerhabdaceae. The transcript has a single exon. The coding region runs from base 1 to 390 and encodes 129 amino acids. The record is from RefSeq and is a predicted model, not a curated record.
AUGGCCAAUCCGAUCACCGACUACUCUGGCGAUCCCGUCACUCUCAACGACAACCUCGGCCUGCGCCCUCGCGCCCGCGCCGUCUCCGGCCUGCGCCCCUGCGCCCGCGCCUUCUCCGGCUCCGCGCCGCGCCUCGCCUCCGUCAAGGGCGACCUCGGCCUGCGCCCUCGCGCCCGCGCCUUCUCCGGCUCCGCGCCGCGCCUCGCCUCCGUCAAGGGCGACCUCGGCCUGCGCCCUCGCGCCCGCGCCGUCUCCGGCCUGCGCCCCUGCGCCCGCGCCUUCUCCGGCUCCGCGCCGCGCCUCGCCUCCGUCAAGGGCGACCUCGGCCUGCGCCCUCGCGCCCGCGCCUUCUCCGGCUCCGCGCCGCGCCUCGCCUCCCGGACGAAAUGA